AUGUCUCUGCUGGCGGCGGACCAGAGGGUCUGCGUCCAUUUGAUAGGAACCCUCUUUGGGAUGUUGCAUACCGUGGAAGACAGCGGUGCCCUGGACCUAUUCGUAGAAGUUCUGGUGCGGCUUGUAGUGGAGCUGAAGUCAGAACAAUACUUACGCUGCAUUUUGGAUGAAAGCCAAAAAGAGCUGUGCAAAGCAACUACCAUGAGAGGCAGCCUGCCCACAUUCACGCUCUUGGGCAAGCUGGCAGAUGCCAUCCCAGGCUUUGCUGAUAUACUGGUGGUAGAGCACAGUAAUUUAGUGGAUCAUCUGCUGAUGGGCUUGACGUACCCAAAUGAAGGUAUAAAGGCUGCUGUCUGCUACUUGUAUGGCAAGCUGUACUCCUCUCCUGUUGGCACAGAACGGCUCUCAGCACACUUCGAAGAAAGGCUGUGUGGUCUCUUCUUGAAUACUUUGGGGCAUGCACAGACAAAGGAGCUGCAGGUUAAUUGUUUGGGUUUGCUAAAGGAGCUGCUGAAAUCUGACCAUUUUGUAUCCACUCUUAUGAAUAAUUCAAAGACAGAGGAGGAGUCUGAGAACCCUGAUGUUUUACAAGGGGAAAAUCCACUGCCACUUGUGCUCAAAAAGCUUUUGUUGACCAGAGAUGAGAUGUUACAGGCAGCAAGUUCUCACUGUGUGGCUGCAGUGCUGGUUCACUCUCCCAGCAGAUAUGCUCCUGCUUUUAUCCAUGCAGAUGUCCCAGAAUUCCUGUUUGAGUGUCUCCUGUGCAAAAGUGAAAUUCUCAUCUGGUCAGUGUAUUGCUGCCUGCUCCUCCUAACUGAAGAGCGCCUCUUCUUCUCAAAGUGUCACACAGUCUAUGGCAUUGAAUCUCUGGUGAGGAGUCUCCAAGAUGUCCUGCAGCUGAACAAUGUGGAGUUGCACAAACAAGGGCUCCUGCUCUUCACUGAAAUACUGAAGCGGCAACCAGUGGAAAUUAACUUAUUCACACACCGAGGUGUAUGUAUAGAAGCCAUUGAUGUUUUGAUGGAGACAGUGAACUGCCCAGUGCUGGAGGUGGUAGUGGAGGCUGUGAGAGCUGUGGCAGCUUUCCUGAGGAAGGACCAUCUGAGCUCCCCUCCAGUCCCAUAUGAAGAGCUGCAGAAGCUGCUGGAGGCAGUGCUGAAGCGAUGUGCCGACCUUUCUCCACCACAGAGUAGCAAGAGGCAUGCAGGUGAUCUCCUAUUCUCAGUGUCUCACAGUCACUCAGCAAACAGAAAUCUCAGCAGAGUUCCUCAGAGACAGGGCGAGUUCUUGCUUAACACCCUGGAAAGUUUCAGAAAUGCUUGCAGGUUAGCAGUGGAAUUCCAGAGUGACCCCAUGGCCCAGGAGAAUGCUUUCACUGCCCCCAACUCUGAGAGCAAGGACACGCUGAGCAACUUCUGUGAGUUCCUGUUGAGGAUUUGUGACAGUCUCUGCAUCCCCAUGGUCAUGAACUACCUGGAAAGGGCUGUCAGCCCAUCAGUGAUGGAGGUUUUCAUCUCAACACUUAAUACCCUCUUUACAGUGGUGCCAAACAUGCGGAAUAAGUUCUCCAAAAAGCUGGCAUCUUCCUCCUUCAUCCAACUGACACUGGAGCUGAAGGGCAGAUUUUGCUCUGUACAAAGUAAUCCUGCCUUGAAUCAGGCCUGUUCCAGCUUCCUCUACAGCUUGUGCCUGAGCCUUUACUCAACUACAGAGAAGGAGAGAACUUCUUCCCAGGAGGAGCAAGAGAUGUCUGAGCUCCUGCAGAAGGGUCUGCCUCAAUUAAACUACACCGUGGCUGAAAGCCUUCUCCUCCUGGCUGAAACCCUUGAGCCUUUCUGUUUGGAUCAGUCUCUUUGCAGCCACCAACACUGCUUCAUACUACUGUUAUACUUCGCCUACACCCUUGGGGACAGGUUUGUCCCAGAAGCAGAAUUAUUUGUAGCCAUAAGAAAUUUCCUCCUGUCAGCCCAGGAGCAUGGAGACUGUCCCCCUCCUUACGUACUCAGAGCUGCGCUUUACCUCCUUGCUGUCUGUCAGGACAAAGGCAAAGCCCUGGACUUGAGGUCGUUGUGUACCAUAAGGAGGAUCCUGGAUAAUCUUCCAGAUCUGAGCUUAGUCUACGGAUUUGGACACCAAGUCCUCCAACUCUGGUUUUCCUGGGGAGACUGCAAGCAAACUGAGACUGCAGGAGGUGGUUUUGGUGUGUCUGAUCACCUGGACAGCACUAGCCCGUUACUUCCCAUUCUGAAGAGCAAUUCCAGCAUUUUACUUAUUUUACUGGACCUGGUCUGUUCAAGCUCUGUGGAGGUGGCUUGGAAGGUGUUGAUGACUCUAAGGACCUUCCUGGAAAGAAAUGAGGAUGUCCUUGUCUGUGACCUCCUCCGGAGUCGGUUCCUACAGAUUCUGCAGCAGCUGCUGGUAGAGUGCAGCUCAGCCUCCUUACAAGCUAACAGGAACCUGCCUGUUUUGCUGAGCCUCCUUUUCCUGGUGCAGCUGCGGAGCAAGGGUGUGAGGGAGCUGGACAGCACAGACUUCAAGUUGCUUCAUCAGGUCAGUAAUCUCUGUGGGAAAUGCAGGACGAUGGACACUGACCUCCUGCAGCCAUCCUUGAAUUUUCUGUACUGGAGCCUUCAUCAGACAACGCCUUGUAGUCAACAGAGAGCAGUGGCUGUGCUGCUCUCCAACGUGUCCUUGCUAGAGCUCCUGCAGAAGGUUUUGGAGUGCACCUGGUUGCGGUCCCCUCCCUCCGAACCUGCUUACUUAUCAUCUGAGGAUGCCUUGCUGUGCUCUGGAUGGCUGUUGGCAGCGUCCCUCUUACUUUAUCAGCAUCGCUACAAUACUGAGGUUCACCAGACACUCUCUCUAGACCUAACAGAAGUCCUGAAUGCAGUCAUCUUCAGGAAGAAGCAGCCAAUCCUGCUGUUAGUGAGCAUCAUGCAGUUCCUGAAAGCCCUCCUGCGACAGAACUUCUCCUCCUCUCUGCUGGUGAUCGUUGGGCAAAACACAGCCCAAGGUGCUAUGCAACCACAGCCGUCGUCACUGGAGGAUGCUGCCUUGCACCCCCUUGCUGUGCAGCAGGUCUUCCCGCUUGUUGUCAGUCUGCAGAACCUUCUGGUGCAUGUCCAGUUGCAGAAAGACUUGCUGCUCUCUCAAGCCGUGGUUGCCUGCCUGGAAACCUUAGUGGAAUACCUGUAUGUGAAGAACCAGGAUGUUGCUCUACAUGUUGCUUCGCAGCCCUGGCACCGAUUCCUGCUCUUCACACUCCUCAGUGGGGGCCAGAAGUCCUUUCUGCAGCCAGAAGUUCUCAGGCUGAUGACUUUGUUUCUGAAAUACCAGAGCAGCAACAUUAUUUCUCAAAAAGAAAUCAGCCAGAUUCUCCAGGAGGCAUCAGAAGCCAACUUAGCAGAGCUGCCUGAGGCCAUGUCUCGUGCUCUUCACCUCUUCCUUUGUCAGAUUCAGAGCAGUCAUUGCCAGGUGGAGCCGGCGCAGUCAGGGACCAUUCAGACCUUGCUGGAACGCCUCCUGGAACAGAGGAGCACUUGUGUGAAACAUCAGGACAUUGUAUGUCUGGGAAGUGUGGCAGUGUCCCUCUCGCACAUCGGGGACUGAAAUGAGAAGACAUGGUGCAUGCAGCAGAG
Egretta garzetta (little egret) is the source of this 3638-nucleotide messenger RNA. It is a transcript of the gene MEI1, whose product is annotated as meiotic double-stranded break formation protein 1. The record is from RefSeq and is a predicted model, not a curated record. Lineage: Eukaryota; Metazoa; Chordata; Aves; Pelecaniformes; Ardeidae. Bases 1 to 3609 code for a protein of 1202 amino acids. Gene Ontology annotation, biological process: meiosis I. The transcript has 31 exons.